Messenger RNA from Chanos chanos (milkfish), 3203 nucleotides. It is a transcript of the gene ctdp1, whose product is annotated as CTD (carboxy-terminal domain, RNA polymerase II, polypeptide A) phosphatase, subunit 1. The coding region runs from base 4 to 2925 and encodes 973 amino acids. NCBI's taxonomy places the organism in Eukaryota, Metazoa, Chordata, Actinopteri, Gonorynchiformes, Chanidae. Gene Ontology annotation, molecular function: RNA polymerase II CTD heptapeptide repeat phosphatase activity. The record is from RefSeq and is a predicted model, not a curated record. The transcript is spliced from 13 exons. Gene Ontology annotation, cellular component: nucleus.
CAGAUGGAGGACCCUGCAGACUCUGGCGGUGGCGGCAGUGCGGCUCCAGAGGGCCCCACAAUGCAAGUGACGGAGAUCCGCUGCCCAGCAGGAUCACGUCCUUUGCGCUUGCUGGACUGGAAAGUUAAACCUGGAGCUCUUGUUAAUCUGGACAGUGUUAUUGCGAUAUGUGUCCCUAUCCUACCGGAGAGAGAGGCCGGAUCUCAGUUGGACAGACAGGCAGAGAAGAAGGUGAAAUCGGAUCGUGCUGGAGUUGUGAGAGAACUGUGCUGUCAAGUUGGACAGGUCAUAUCGCCUGGGGGUGUCAUUGCACGGAUAGAGGAAUGCAGCCACCCCAUUGUUAUGAAGGGACUGUGUGCUGAAUGUGGCCAGGACCUAACACAGCUACAGAACAAGAAUGGGAAGCAGCAGGCUCCCAUCUCUACGGCGACCGUUUCCAUGGUACACAGUGUUCCGGAGCUGAUGGUCAGCUCAGAGCAAGCUGAACAGCUGGGUCGAGAGGACCAGCAACGGCUGCACAGGAACAAGAAGCUGGUACUGAUGGUGGACCUGGACCAGACGCUGAUCCACACCACAGAACAGCACUGCCAGCGCAUGUCCAAUAAGGGAAUCUUCCAUUUCCAGCUGGGACGGGGGGAGCCCAUGCUGCACACUCGCCUGCGGCCUCACUGCAAGGACUUCCUGGAGAAGAUCGCCAAGCUUUAUGAGCUGCACGUGUUCACGUUCGGCAGUCGUCUCUAUGCACACACCAUCGCAGGCUUUUUGGAUCCUGAGAAGAAACUCUUCUCUCAUCGCAUCCUGUCCAGAGACGAGUGCAUUGAUCCAUUUUCGAAGACGGGGAACCUCAGAAAUCUGUUUCCGUGCGGAGAUUCCAUGGUCUGCAUCAUAGAUGACAGGGAGGACGUGUGGAAGUUCGCUCCUAACCUCAUCACGGUGAAGAAAUACAUCUACUUCCAGGGCACGGGUGACAUCAACGCCCCUCCGGGCUCGCGGGAAGCCCAGACGGCCCGAAAAGGUAACAGCGCUAACCGACCUCCUGAGAGCACGGAAACUGCCGGAACGUCGGGAGGACAGGAGGAGCAGAGCAACGGUCUCAGGAAACGAGGCAAGGAGCGCCAACCUGGGCGCGAGGAGGCGCCGGCCUCUGCCUCCGCCACUCAGGGAGCCUCAACCAAUGAGAGGACUCAUGCCCAAGGGGAAGGGGAGAGGGAGGGAGAGGGGGCGGAGAGUUUGCGGGUGACGGACAGGGCGAACGAGAGGUUAGAGGACGAGACCGACAACAGUCGGACGGGUGACUCAGGGGACGGGGCCAACAGGUCGAAAGUCGAAAGCGGAGGCAACGACCUAGACUUUGACCUCUCUAGUGACAGCGACAGCGAGGAAGGUAAACCCGGACUGUCGGACAGUGACGGGGAGAGUUAUCCCGCUGGUGCUGGGAAAACUGGGCCGGCUGGGGCGGAGGACUGCGCGGCUGGAGACGGCGGGGAGGAAAGGGAAAAACAGCACAGUACGGAAGCGGAGGAAACGGCGGACGCGGAACAGGAGGUCCUUAACGAGUUGGGGAACGGCUGCGCCGACAGGAAAGAGGCGGAGACGGAAUCGCAGAACAGCGGGCUUUCGGGGGCCGCCUUGGGCGAGGAGUCGCUGGACCACAGCAUGGAGGAAGAGGAAGAGGAAGAGGACGAAGAUGAAGGAGACGUCGACCAGGACGAUCACCUUAUCUACCUGGAGGAGGUGCUGACGCGUAUCCACGCCGAGUACUACUCCCGUUACGAAGUCUACCUCAGAAAAGAGAGCUCGGAGGUUCCCGACAUCCGUAAGAUCGUCCCCGAACUCAAGAGCAGAACACUAGAGGGCAGCACCAUUGUUUUCAGUGGCCUCUACCCUACUAACUACCCCAUGGAGCGGACGCGGGAGUUCUACCAUGCCAAAGCACUGGGCGCCAAAAUCAGCAAGAACCUGGUCCUCAGUGCCAAAGACCCCAACCGAACGACACACCUCAUCGCAGCUCGGGCAGGCACAGAGAAGGUGAGACAGGCCCAGGGAUGUAGGCACUUGCAUGUAGUCAAUCCUGAUUGGCUGUGGAACUGUCUGGAACGCUGGGAACACGUGGAGGAGAAACUCUUUCCCCUCAAGGACGACUAUGCCAAGAGUCAGAGGAGUAACAGUCCAGCCGUCUUUCCUGACACCCAUGGGGCUUUCCCAUCCCCUCUCUUCCACCCAGCACCCAUCCACCCCAAACCCCUGCUUCCUGCCCCCGAAAUCCGGACGUACGAUCCCGUCACCGGGAAGCUGAUCCGGAGAGGUCCCCAGGCCUCCCGUCCUCCUUCGUACCUCCAGGGUCACGGGUCGCUGCCCCCCCACGGAGAUCAGUCGUCAUUCAGGGCGGUGCAGGGCUCGCGGCGGCAGGACGAGAGCGCGGGCUCCAGCCGGGACGAGGAGCAGCCGGGUCCCUCGCGGAGGAAAAGACAGCCCAGCAUGUCAGAAACCAUGCCUCUCUACACGCUCUGUAAAGAGGACCUGGAGAGUAUGGACAAAGAGGUGGACGACAUCCUUGGAGAGGAGAGUGAUAAUGAGAGUGAAGGAAGGGGGAAAGAGGAGAGAAUGGAGGGGGAGGAAGAUGAGGAUGAGGAAGAGAAGCCGCAGAGCCGCGGGCAGAGCGCGCCAGCCGAGCACUCGGAAGCCCUGGGCACAGUCAUCGAGGAGGCAUCCCAGACGCCGUCUAGUGAUGAGGGCAGUUUAACUGGCAGCACGCCAAGGGGACACAAGAGAAAACUGGAGGAGGCCAAAGAGGAUGAUGAUGAUGAUGAUGGUGACUCGGACAGCCAGUCCAGCAAGGACUCUAAUGAGGAUGAGGAAGGCAGUAGCUCUGAGGCGGACGAAAUGGCCGCCGCCCUGGAGGCGGAGCUUAACGACUUCAUGUAACGAAUGGAGGAUGAAGGGACCCUAAACAGUCCAGCGCUAGACUAAUCUCACUGCCCCCUCUGCACAAGUGGUACCAGACCAACAGUUCAUAAGCAUUUAUGUGUGUGUGUGGGUCUGUGUGUGUGUGUGUGUGUGUGUGAGCACUGUUAUACAGUGCCAGUGAAUGUCUUGUAUAAAAUCUAUGGGUAUAUGAGUGGCUUAAGAUGUGGGCAGAUAAGUUUUAGUGGAGAAAAGGUUGGAUUAAUGACAUAAGACAAAAAAGGUGUUGACAUUUUAUU